AAAAUAAAUAUUAAAAAAAUUAGACUACUCCAAAGAUAAAGUAAAACACAAAAAACAUUGCAAGUCAAUCCACAAUUUAAAUAUACUUGAACUGCUAAGCUAUUCUAUGACAGUCCUAAACAACUCACAGGACAGUCUACAUAACAACUUAUUCUUUGUUAUAAACUAUGGUAGCCCAACUACCUGCAUGACACAUGGUAGCACAGAAGAACUGGGUGGCUUCUCACUUGUGGUGCAAUUAGAGUUCUGAAUAGACUGAGCUGUAGCUCUGACCACCAAGUUCAUAAUUCCUGAUGUAAACUACUUCUGGCACUUGACCAGACUAGCACUCCACCCGAAAAGCAAGUGCAAAACAAAAACCCCAACUCCUUGCUAAGAGCUGAUGCUUACAAAAUCAGGGAACAUAUUACUGAAAGCAACAAAGGAGUUUAUAGGUAUACAGUUUACAAAAACUAUCAUUGCUAGCAAGUAGCAAAGACUUGUGUCUUGAGAUGAAAAAAUGUAUGGAAGAAAAAACCUAACUUUGUAUUACAACAGGUACAGAAGACAACAAGGCUCUUACAGAGGAACAUCCAGACAGGUGUCACAAUUCAGACGUCAAGUGAUCAAUACCACAAAAGGGAAUAAAGAAUGAAGAGGAGGAAAAAAAGACCAAAGCAAAACAAAGAGCUCUGUAAAAUCUAGAAGACAGUGACUCAGUUGAUGUGUUUUUCACUGCUUUGUUGUCCCAUAAUGUCGUGCAACUCCUACCUGUAUAAUCAACAAUCUCAAAGCAUUUAGUGACCAACCCUGUCUGAUCAUAACUGAGAUACAGAAAGCAGAAAUUUUUAACAGUUACUUAAGUAUUUGAAUUUCUAAAGUGGAGCAGAGCGACAGAAGCAAUUACCUAACUGCUGUGAAAAGUUUAAGCAAGAGGAAUUAACCUGUAAGAAACAAAUGGAUCAAGCCCAACUAUACUUACUUAUUUAGAAAUGACAACAAUGAUAAUUGCUAAUUGAUAAUUGACAUUUGCUAAUGUCUUUCAUUCUAGUAUUUUUUACUUAACAUAUGACUUGAAAUAUCAAUUUAAAAAUAUUCCAGCAAAAAAAGAAUGCAUUACUUUUACUAAGUAACAUUUCACAACGUUAUAAUCAAGACAGGCCAUAGACAAAAAGCAUUUGUCUCCUGGAUUUUUGGCUUAUUUCUUCUUUUCUGCAGCUUUUUACAAAUAUUCUUCUUCCUCUUUAAGGAGCAAAACCAUCUUUCACACAUUUAUAAAAACUGUAAAGCAAAUUUUAAUGGAACUGUUUUCUUAGUGCAGCCAUCCUUAAAAAAAGCAGUGUGCAGCAUCUCCGCUCACAUUAGCAGUAAUGCCACUUCUUAGUAUUACUGAGAAUAUCCUGUGUGAACUGAGACGAAUGAAGCAGCAGCCCCCAAUCAAAUCAACACGGCAUUAGAGUAUUUUAUGACACAGCUGUCUCAUCGGUAGUUCACUUCUACUUCCCACAAGAAUAUUAAUGCACUCGAAAUCCUUUUAACUGCUAGACAAAGACCUGAACAGGGCCAAAGCAACCCUCUAGUAUACCAAAACUUCCAAGACUUCAAAACGUCAUUAAAAGAUAGAUCUCAACUUGACAGUUUGGUGGAAGUGCCUGGUAUCAGUUUCUCCCUUGGCUUUGUAAUUUUUCAUUGAUUAUAUUCGGUACUGUUACAAAGUAUGAGUAUCCAUAACAUAGAGAGAUCCAUUUCCAUAGUUGCUCCCUUCUUUGCUUAAAAGUUCAUGAAAUUCAAUCACACAAGUUGAGUUUGUUGCAGACGACUUAGUAUAUGAAGAGAAAACAUCUGCAAUCUAAAGGCACAAUGCUGCUCAACCACCUUUACUGUUCAAAAACAAAAACAAAAAAAGGGAUAGCUCUAUGGCUCUCUUUACAUGAAAAGUCAAGCACUGUCCAAAAAAGCCCCUUUUUCCCCUCAGGGAAAAAGGGGCAUGCUUCUGUAAAAAGCUUGUUAGUCCUUCCGAAACAUAGUGACGUUACAAACUUCUGGUACGUCUGUCACUGUAAGAUCGACGUAACGCUGCUUUAUUAAGCGAUCGAGAAGCCUGAACUGCCCGAGACGUGUUUCAAAGGGCGACUGCCGAUCUGCGCCGGCCGUCUUUGGCGCCACAAGUGCCCGCGGUGCCCGGGACGCGCGGGAGCAGCCGGCAGGGCCAACGCGGAACUGCCCGCGGCCCGACCCAAACUUUCCCGGCUGCGGAGCUGCCGCGGUGAGCACUCAGCUGCCGCGCCGCCCCCGGGAAGACGCCGAGGGACUUUUGGGAAGGAGGACGGCCCCGAGCACCCAGCUCCAGACCCGUGCUCAAAGUUCGGCCCAGGGCGCGGGAGGCCGCCCACCGCCGCCCGGCUCCCCCAGCGGGCGUGAGAUGGAGUUGCCAGACUCAAUCACUACUUGCCUUUCUCAACCUGUGCACUAUGUGAUUUGCAAACUUGGAUUUGAGAAGAAAGACACCUAUGAUAUUAAUAAUAUUUUAUCUGGAAACGGGGAAGUUUGUUGGCGGGCUGUUUCAGAGCAUGUGUGUUACCUUGAAUCAGGUCAAAGCGUGGAUUAUAUCAAAAGCAUACGAUCAUUAGGACCUGUCUGUGAAUCUGUUAAUUCAUACUUCAAAUCUUUGACCAAGGAGCAGUUUGUAAUUCAGUAUGCCUCGUGGUUCCACUGGACAAACUGCACAGAGGUAUUUCUGGAAGUGUUUGAUGUUUUGCAAUCUACACAAGCUACAGAAGUUGCUCUUGGCCUAAUGAAACUAACAUCAUGCUUGGAGCGAGCCUUGGGUGACGUGUAUUUGCUUAAGGGUAAUGAUUGUCCUUUCCUUCUAAGAGACUUGCUUGCAUCUGAGCAGCUUGCAGAUGUCUUUGGACAAGCUGUAAUGAAUGUACUGAAGGUAUUCAUUGGAUCUCCACAUGGUCUGAACCUUCGUAAUGUUUUGUGGCAUGGAUUUGCAUCACCACAGGAAAUUCCUGCCAAGUACUGUGCUAUGCUGCUCUUUUUAACUGCAGGAUUGGGUCAGUUGUUACAGACUUAUCUUCUGCAAACUAAAGGUGUUUUAGUACAUAGACCUUAUGUGAUCUUCAUUAGCUUAGAGGAGCUUGAUGCAUUUCCAGAUCUUAAUAGUGAAAUACUUUCCAUAGCUGAAGAACUUGUAAAACUGUCCAGUUUUGUAUUAAAAAUUAUGUUACCAUUUUGGAUUGCUGCUUUAACAGCUUUCAAGCAAAGCAGGUAUGCUGACAGUGUGAUUCUCUUACUUCCUCAGCUGGAAACUGGACUUAGAUUGCUCUUCACUACAACUAAUAAGUGUCCAAAUCGAUUGCUAACGGCUGAGUCUUCUGCUCUCUAUACCACUUUUGAUGAGAUGCUCUCAAAGCAUUUGGAUAAUGAAGAAGUCAACCAGCUACCUGUAGUUCUUGAAGAGCCUGCCAUGGACUUCCUUUGGGAUUUCUUGAACCACCAGGAGGGCCCACGUAUAAGAGAUCGUUUAAGCCAUGGAGAGAUCAAUCUAGAAACAUUUCCCAGAGAAAUAGCUAACCAAAUAGUUGGAUUUGCUAUUACAAUUCUCUGCAGAUUCUCAGAUGAGGAUGUGUUUUCUCUUAAGGAACACAUGCUCAUGAAACCACUGAUGAACUGUGCAAGUUGCUACCAAUCCCGAUUUCAUCCAAUUUCCCGACUCAAGAAACAGGUGCUGGAAUGUAUGAAGAGCAUCCAUUUAUGGCCUGAGUUGGCAACAUUGCCUGAGGAACAAGUACAAAAGAUUAAAGGGUUGGAAGGAAAUGCUGAAACUAAUACUUUAAUUUUGAUGGUAUCUGAAAUUAUAUCUCAGUUGCAGCAUUAUAUGCCCCAGAACUGCUGUAGUUCAGACGAUCCUAUCAAUAGUGUCCUAACAGAGAGGCUGCUGGUGGAACUUAGUGAUACACGCAUUUGCACGCUGUAUUCCCCACGACCUGUCCUGGAAGCAGUGGUGGUACUCCGCAAAAUAAGCGCGCAGUGCCAUCAAGUGUCCCAACAGGUUAUUGCCGGCGCUGGGCUGAGAUACGCGCAGUGGCUUAACAAGAGUCUGCGCUCUCGCCAGAGGCACAACUAUGGGCGGAUGCUGAACAGCAUUAAAUUUUUGUCUCCAGUGUUGCGGCUCAUCUUACUAAUGAUUACUCUGGAACUAGUCAGUGUUCAUUCAGUUUCUAAGAAGAAUCCUUUUGAUUAUCAGCAGUAUCUAAAGUUUUUGAAGUCAGUCUUGCAAUACACGGAGAACUUGGUCACAUACACGAGCCCUGACAAAAACAAGUGGGAUGAAACCAUGGAACUUACAAAGAAGACUUUGAUAAAAAUAAAGAAAAUCAGUGACAGAAAGCUAAUGUUAAUGCAUCUACCUACGUGAAUGAAAUGGGCUUAUGAUUGUCAGGACAUUGUUAUAGCUAAACAGUUACAGAGACCUCAUAUUUGAUAAGUCUAAUUCAAAGACAAAUUUCAUAAGUCAUUUUCAAAUUUUGGAUGCAAAAUUUACUCUUUUUAUCAGAAGGUAGCUGCUGAUGCUGGAGAUGAAUGAGCAGAGUUCCAGAGAAAAUGUUGUUUGUCAUAUCCACUGAAAAAGAUUUACUGUGAACUAAAUCAGGAUGAUACAAGCUCUAUUGUAAAUAUAUCUUGUGUAUUGUACAUUGAUUGUUCUUAUAUUUUUUGUAAUUUUUUUUUUUUGUUUCCUACUGUACUGAAAAAUACCUAAGAAAAAAGUGUGAAUAAAAAGCUCUGGAAAUUUUUAAACCCUAAAAGUAAUUUUUUACUUUGGAAUACAUCAGAUAUUAUGUCAGAAACUGUGAUCAACAGGUUAAGAAAUGAUGAAUUUUAAUCCUAAAAUAGUGCUCAUUGGCAUCUUUGGUUGUUAUUAGUUGUAAACAGUGUGUUCUUGCUCUGAACUCUGAGGCAGAGCUGGUAAUACAGUAACCAGUUGUUUAUAGAUGAGGAUUUAAAGGAACAGGAUGGAUACUUCUGCAGAAGGAUACUUCUGCAGGGUAUGUGUUUGUUUUGUUAAAUUUCAUCUUCUCAUUUCAAAACAUAUUUAGUUAAUUAAUUUCAUACAGAAUAAAUGUGAAAAUGCACAUGCACAUGCUAACAGACACAUAUUUACUGUGUCUUAGAAAGUUAUCCUCUUAUAUCACACAGUAUUAAUUUGAAUAUUUUAGUUUUUCAAAAUAAAUUCUCCCCCUUUUUCAUCAUGAAAGAGUAGAACUUCAAAUGAAUGCAUAGGUUGAAGAACAGAUUCACAGAAGAUCACCAAUGUCUCUCCAUUUGCUUUCUCCUAUGGAGAGUAAAAUUAGAGGGUAAUGUCUGGAGAAUGUUUGGCUCUACAAAGGAUUAAAGAUUCAAGUUACAUUUUAAUAAGCUUCUUUGCAGUGUUUCUUGACUGGAAAUCACAGCUAGAGAAUUACUAGUUUGGUUUAUUCAUUG
Serinus canaria (Common canary) is the source of this 5466-nucleotide messenger RNA. It is a transcript of the gene ERMARD, whose product is annotated as ER membrane associated RNA degradation. The record is from RefSeq and is a predicted model, not a curated record. The transcript is spliced from 18 exons. NCBI's taxonomy places the organism in Eukaryota, Metazoa, Chordata, Aves, Passeriformes, Fringillidae. Bases 2402 to 4402 code for a protein of 666 amino acids.